Molecule: messenger RNA, 1831 nt
Organism: Sebastes umbrosus (honeycomb rockfish)
Lineage: Eukaryota; Metazoa; Chordata; Actinopteri; Perciformes; Sebastidae
Product: PC-esterase domain-containing protein 1A-like
Exons: 11
Coding region: 56-1522 (488 amino acids)
Source: RefSeq, a predicted model, not a curated record
AGACUACGAUUCAAGGCGCGAAGAAAAAAACGGUGAUAAUUCUGUUGGUUUUUGAAUGCAAACACAACAUUUGACUGGAGACAUCAGGAGACACCUGGAGACAUCAGGAGACAUCAAGAGACAUCAAGAGACAACAGGAGACAACAAGAGACAUCAGGACACACCUGGAGACACCUGUGCUCAAAUGGCAGAGUCGAGUAAUCAGAAGCAGAUGAUGAAUCGUGUGAGCCACCAGCAGGCCAGCCAGCUGCUGCACAACAAGUGUGUUGUGGUCCUGGGAGACUCAAUUCAGAGGUCGGUGUAUAAGGACCUUGUUCUUCUGUUGCAGAAGGACAAAUAUCUCUCUCGGAGCCAGCUCAAGAGCAAGGGCGAGAUGAGUUUCGAGCAGGACUGCCUGGUGGAAGGAGGUUGUCUUGGUGAAAUGCACAACGGAACAGAGUACCGGGAGGUUCGUCAGUUUCAGUCGGACCACCAUCUGGUCCGCUUCUACUUCGUGACGCGCGUAUUCUCCUCCUAUGUGCAGCGCAUCCUGGAAGACUUCCGCAAAGGAUUGAAACCAGAUGUAAUAAUUAUCAACUCCUGCGUGUGGGAUAUUUCAAGAUAUAAUUCCAGUUGGCAUGAUACCUACAAGGAGAACCUGCAUAAGUUCUUUGAUGAUCUGAAGGGUAUUGUGCCAGAGGAAACCCUGGUCAUAUGGAACCUCACCAUGCCCUUAGGAGAGAGGAUCACAGGUGGUUUCCUGGUGCCCGAGAUUAAGGACAAGGCUCCUCACCUGCGUUACGAUGUGAUCGAAGCCAACUUCUACAGCGGGAUUCUGGCUGACGCCUACGGGAUGGAUGUGCUGGACCUCCACUUCCAGUUCCGCUUCUCCCUGCAGCAUCGUACGACGGACGGAGUCCACUGGAACGCCGUCGCCCACCGCAGGAUAACCUCUCUGCUGUUGGAGCACUCUGCACAGGCCUGGGGUGUUGUUAUGCCCUGUGCACUGACUGCUGUUGAGCGACACCCAUCAAGGGGACAUUACAACGGCUACAGGGAGGAGUUCCUCAGCGAUGCUCCGGCUUAUGGUUACCUGAGUUUUGAGAACAACCAACGGCCAUAUAACAUGCCACCGCCCCGCCUCAGAAAUGAGCAUACUGAGGAUUCAGCUCAGAAGCCAGCCAAAGAAAAUGUUUCCAAACCUGCAGGAAGGCAUCGAGUACAGCGUUUCUUUAACUGCCACCCCCCUCCUCCUCCCUACUAUUUUCCCCAUAUGGUGCGACACCCAUCAAGGGGACGUUACAACGGCUACAGGGAGGCGUUCUUCGGCGAUGCUGUGGCUUAUGGUUACUUGAAUUUUGAGAACCAACGGCCAUAUCACAUGCCACCGCCCCACUUCAGAAACGGUUUCGACUACAGGCCUCCCUACGACGAGCGCCAUCAACGGAACGUGAUGAGGAGCCGACACGCCAGACCCCACUACACUCCGUACACCCACCACAGACCCCAUCAAUACGGCCGUCGUGGCAGCUACUACUACUGAGGCAGGAAGUUUUUUAGAAGACGGUCAAGUUAAUUAAAAACUAAGAUUUUAUUUUAUGUCUGUGUAACAUGCAUACAUUGUUCAUUUUUUCUUAUAUCGUAAAUUGGUCUUUUAGUGGUUAGAAUUCAUUUUCAAAGUUUGUUCUUUGGCACCAAUAACUGAUUUUAAAUAUAUUUUUCAUUUCAAAACAUUUUAAAAUCAUGCACUUAAAAAUGUGUCAGGUGCUGUUUUCUAUUGAAAUCGAUGCCAGGGGACUGUUUUUGACUGGUUUUAAAAUGAAUCACUUAUUAAAGUUGUAAAUGAAUGAUC